Molecule: messenger RNA, 2082 nt
Organism: Linum trigynum
Lineage: Eukaryota; Viridiplantae; Streptophyta; Magnoliopsida; Malpighiales; Linaceae
Source: the annotation of a GenBank genome assembly
AUGGAACCCCAACACGUUGAGAAUGCACCUGCUAAUGAUGUUGUUGCCCCUCCUCCUGGUAAUCCUAAUAAUGUUGAGGAAGAUGUUCUUCCUCAACAUCCCUUAGGUGCUAGUAGGUCAUUAAAAUCAGAUGUCUGGCCUCACUUCACUAGGAUGAUGGUUUCUGGGGUUUUGAAAGCUAAAUGCAACUACUGUAAAAAGAUCUUGGCUGGGAAAUCUAGUAAUGGUACUUCACAUCUUAGGACUCAUAGGAACAAAUGUGUUCAUAAGAAAAUACACGAUGGGAGUCAAAGAGUUCUUGGUGCUAACUAUAGUGCCAAUGGGACAGCUGAUAUGAGUACAACUCAGUUUAGUAGUGAGGUGUCUAGAAAGGAGCUCUGCACCAUGAUCUUGGUGCAUGAGUAUCCCCUUUCUAUUGUUGAGCACCUUUACUUCAAACGAUUUUGUUGCACCUUAAACCCUCUCUUCAAAGUCCCAGCCAGAAAUACCAUAAAAAAGGACAUAGUCGCUAUUUAUGGGUUAGAGAGGUCUAAGUUUCAAAAGGUCAUUGAUGAAAACAAAGGGAGGAUAGCUGUCACCACUGACAUGUGGACUGCCACAAACCAAAAAAGGGCCUACAUGGCUGUUACCGGCCACUAUAUCGAUAACUCUUGGAAUCUGAGAAGCCAUCUUUUGAUGUUUGGUUACCUCCCUGCCCCACACACUAGUGAGAGGUUGGCUGUAAAGCUAGCUCAAUGCCUCCAAUCGUGGAAUAUUGAUAGUAAAUUGUCAACAAUAACACUUGACAAUUGUACUACCAAUGAUUCAAUGAUCAACAUAGUUAAAAAAAGGCUGGUUUUGUCUAAUCUAAUUAGGGAUGGAUCACUUCUCCAUAUGAGGUGCUCUGCUCACAUCCUUAAUUUGAUUGUGAGGGAUGGUCUUGAUGUUCUGAAAGAUGGAAUAGAUCAAAUAAGGGAAAGUGUGGUUUUCUGGACAUGCACACCUAGGAGGGUGGAGUAUUUUCAUGCUACUGCUCAACAACUUAAACUGGCUGUUUCUAAGAAAUUGGUCUUAGAUUGUCCCACUCGCUGGAAUUCCACCUACGAGAUGCUUUCUAGUGCUAUUCCGUAUAAGGAUGUGUUUUCUUUAUUGAAAAUAAGAGAACCUCAUUAUGACUAUCUGCCUACUAAUGAGCAGUGGGAGUUUGCUGCUAUUUUGGUAGAGAAACUUGAUGUUUUCAAGGACAUAACUAUGAUCUUUUCUGGUUCAAACUACCCAACAGCGAAUCAGUUUUUUCCUAAAGUGUGUGACUUGAGGUUACGAUUGUUGGAAUGGUUAAGUGACCCUAAUCUGAUGAUUGUCUCUAUGGCUGAGAAAAUGUGGACUAAGUUUGCCAAAUAUUGGGAUGAUAUUCACUUGUUGUUGGCCGUUGCUGUUGUGUUGGAUCCACGUUAUAAGUUGGAAAUUGUUGGGUACUAUGCUGGUAAAUUUGGUAUUACUAGUACCGAUCUUGUUUCUGAAAGGGUCAGAUCUGUACUUGCUGACUUGGUUGUUGAAUACCAAAGGAAAUCAUCCAAAAACUCGGCUGUUCCUUCUAGUUUGAAUGCUUGUUCUUCGGCCACUGAUCUGGAUUUUGAUCUAUAUGUGAGCCAAAGAAAGAAAACUCGAACAACUGUGGUUACUACCGAGUUAGAUCACUAUCUAGCUGAGUAUGUUCAUCCUAGAACACCGGACUUCGAUUUGUUGGGUUGGUGGAGAUUCAAUGGUGCCAAGUAUCCCAUUUUGCAAGAAAUUGCAAGGGAUUUACUUGCUGUACCUAUUACGAGUGUUGCAUCUGAAUCUGCAUUUAGUUCUGGUGGGAGACUGCUUGAUCCCCAUCGAAGCAGACUUGAUCCUAUGACAGUGGAAGCCAUGAUGAUGCUAAGGACUUGGAUUCAGGACGAUAACAAAGUGACUUCCUCGGACGUGAAAGCACUGGAGGGGGUGUUCUCGGCUAUGGCAAUGGAGGAUGCCACGGUGGAAGAGUGCAUAGAUGGAGCUGGAACUCAGGGGGAGCAGAGAGGAGAUGAAGAUGUUGCUGCUGAGGUCAACCUGCUGGACUAG